AUGGCGCAAUCAGCCGUGAUGCCCGUGAUCCCCUUGAGGAAAAACAACGUCCUCUUCCCCGGAUCGGUCAUACGAAUACCGGUACCAGCAAGUCGCUCCGAUAUACCCGCAUUGAUCUCGAGCAUCUACACACGUGCUUCUAAAGGGUCGAGACGAGUCGACCAGAUCCCCGUCGUAUGCGUACCUCUAAUGUCGCCACUGUUAAACCGUCGUGGUCAACCGUUGUUGGAGCUGAAUCCGGACAAGUAUGACAGGCUCACAAGCGUUGACAAGAAUAAUAUAAAGGCGGAGAAGCUAUAUGGCUACGGAGUUUCGGGCAAGAUCAGUGCGAUCCAGGGUCAGAACGGGGCCGAGUUCAACCUGCUUGUGCACGGCGUCUCGAGGGUUACCAUCGAGAAGGUAACCCAGGAGCGUCCCUUCUUCGAGGCGAGGGUGUUGGCCCAUACCGACCAGGUCAGCCCCCAGGAUUUGCAGAGGCCUGAUUAUCAGGAGCUUUUCGGCACUCUGAAGCGCCUAUCGAGGGAGCUAGUAUCUUAUCUCCGUGUGUCGGCGUUUCUUCUAUCCAGCGGUACUGGGGGUUUGAAUCCUCUUCUAUCACGAAGGCUUGAGCAGUUCAUCGCGAAGAAAGUACCCGCCGAGGGAGGCUCGCUCGCCGACUUCAUGAUGAAUGUGAUUGAUGGCACGCUCGAGGAAAAACUACAGGUCCUCGCUGCCGUCGACGUUGCCGAUCGCAUGCAGAAAGUCAUCGAAAUAUUAGAGCGUUCGGUGGACGAGCUUAAGGGCAAUAUCAAGGUUACAACCAUUACCAGUACGAGUGUCCCCGUCCAAGGAGAUCCGGAGGACGCAGAGAGAACAAAUGAAAAGAAGCGGAGUACCUCAAAAGGACCACGACCAGGACUCAAGCCGACCUCUCCCGGGUUCGGUUUCGGUGGCGGAUCGCCGUUCAGUAUGUUUGGUGGAGGUCCAGGCGAGCAGCAUGACCCGGAUGACCUAGCAGAUCUUGAGAAAAAGAUAGAGGAUGCUAAGCUCCCGCCUGAAGCUGCUAAGGUAGCCGAGCGGGAAUUCAAGAGAUUGAAACAGAUGAUGCCAGCACAAGCCGAAUACCAAGUUGUCAGGACGUAUCUCGAAACGUUAGCGGAGGUACCAUGGUCUGUAGUCACCGACGACCCAAUUAGUGUUGGAACAUUGGAAAGUGCUAGGAAGCAGCUUGAUGGUGACCACUACGGCAUCGAAAAAGUGAAGAAGCGUUUACUCUCUUACCUCACCAUAGUCAGGUUGAUGCAAUCGGCGAAUGAACAAGUGAACCAUCAAAUCAAACAGGCUGAACAGGAGGUUGCCGACCUAGAGUCUAGUAAGGGUGCUGCAAAGGAGGGCGCGACGCUAGACCCUGAACUAGAAGAGAAGAUAAAGGCGAGUGGUCUCAAAGUCCAGAUGUUGAUGAAUAAGAAACGAGUCGAGAAGGCUCCUAUCUUGCUCUUGGUUGGGCCGCCUGGUGUCGGCAAGACUAGUAUAGCUAGAUCUAUUGCCACGGCCCUUGGUCGCAAGUUUCAUCGCAUCUCACUCGGAGGUGUCAGGGAUGAAGCAGAGAUCCGAGGUCACCGACGAACGUACGUUGCCGCGAUGCCUGGUUUGAUCGUGCAAGGAUUGAGGAAAGUCGGCGUGGCGAACCCUGUCUUCCUGUUGGACGAGAUCGACAAACUGGGCAUGUCUAACCAUAAUGGUGAUCCUUCGGCUGCAAUGCUCGAAGUUCUCGACCCAGAGCAAAACCAUGCAUUCCAUGAUCAUUAUAUCAACACUCCAAUCGAUCUAAGCAAAGUCUUGUUCAUUGCUACAGCGAACACUCUCGACACCAUUCCGGGUCCGCUAUUGGAUCGCAUGGAAACUUUGGAAUUCUCUGGAUAUACUACGCUUGAGAAGAAACACAUCGCGCUAAGACACCUUGUUCCCAAACAGAUCAAGGUAAAUGGUCUUUCGGAGGAUCAAGUGCGCUUUAGUGAGGAAGUAAUUUUAAAGAUCAUCGAGUCCUAUACUCGCGAAGCAGGUGUCCGUAACCUCGAACGAGAGAUUGGUGCCGUUUGUCGUGCAAAAGCCGUCGAGUUUGUGGAGGCCAACGAUCGCGGUCACCCGGAGACAUACAAAGCAGACAUCACAGUGGAAGAUCUUGAGGCUAUUCUUGGCAUCGAGAAGUUUGAAGACGAGAUAGCGGAGAAAACUACUCAGCCGGGCAUAGUGACUGGACUUGUUGCUUACAGCUCUGGUGGCAACGGGGGCAUUCUCUUCAUCGAGGUCCUUGACAUGCCUGGUGAUGGAAGUGUCGAGCUUACGGGCAAUCUUGGAGAUGUGCUUAAGGAGAGUGUCAAAGUUGCAAGGAGUUGGGUGCGCAACCAUGCCUACGAGCUAGGUUUGACUCAGGAUCCUACGGAAAACAUCAUGAAGAAACGCAGUCUACAUGUACAUUGCCCUUCUGGUGCCGUGCCCAAAGACGGGCCGUCGAGUGGUAUGGCUCAGGCAAUUGCUCUCAUAUCACUUCUUUCCGGACGACCUGUGCCUCCGACUAUGGCCAUGACUGGUGAAUUCCAACUUUCCGGUCACGUGAAAAGAGUGGGUGGAAUCAAGGAGAAGCUCAUCGGAGCAUACCGUGCUGGAGUCAAGACGGUCCUGUUGCCAGCACAGAACGAAAAAGAUGCUAGAGAGGUACCCUCAGAAGUGAGGGAUGGGCUGAACAUCGUCUACGUUAGUCAUAUUUGGGAAGCUAUUCGCCAUAUCUGGCCUGAGGUGCAGUGGCCGCAGGAGAGCAAUUUCCCGCCGAUGCAGUCUCGCUUAUAG
This is a messenger RNA of Annulohypoxylon truncatum, 2826 nucleotides long. Its product is annotated as Lon protease-like protein 2, peroxisomal. Gene Ontology annotation, cellular component: peroxisomal matrix. NCBI's taxonomy places the organism in Eukaryota, Fungi, Ascomycota, Sordariomycetes, Xylariales, Hypoxylaceae. The record is from RefSeq and is a predicted model, not a curated record. Gene Ontology annotation, molecular function: ATP binding; serine-type endopeptidase activity; ATP-dependent peptidase activity. Gene Ontology annotation, biological process: protein catabolic process; protein targeting to peroxisome; protein processing. The transcript is spliced from 3 exons. The coding region runs from base 1 to 2826 and encodes 941 amino acids.